AUGGACGCCAUUGUAGACAGCUUUGAUGAAAAGAUUGAACCUACAUCAGAUAUUCGUGGAACUGAGGAAAAUGAAGAUACUGGGGUUAAUAUGGGGGACAUUGGCGAUAAUGAUAAUUGUGAUCACGUUAGUGUUAAUGGUGAUAUUAGUGAUCAUGGCGGUGUUAAUGGUUAUAUUUGUGAUCACAGCAGUGUUAAUGGGGAUAUUUGUGCUCACGGCAGUGUUAAUGGUGAUAUUUGUGAUCAUGGCGGUGUAAAUGGGGAUAUUUGUGAUCACAGCGGUGUUAAUGGUGAUAUUGGCAGUGAUCAUGGUGGCUGUAUCGGUGAUACUGGUGGUAAAAUUGGCAGUGAUAAUGGUGGUAAUAAUGGGAAUACUGGUGAUGAUUUUGGAGGCAUUAGUAAUGGUGGUAUGGGCAUUAACAGUGGUGAUACUGAUACUAACAUUGUGGUUAUUGCGGAUGGAAUAGAGAAGGAUUAUAUAAAUAACGGUGAUAAUUAUGGGAAUAUGGAAUAUUAG
Molecule: messenger RNA, 516 nt
Organism: Macrobrachium nipponense
Lineage: Eukaryota; Metazoa; Arthropoda; Malacostraca; Decapoda; Palaemonidae
Exons: 3
Coding region: 1-516 (171 amino acids)
Source: RefSeq, a predicted model, not a curated record